AUGAAUUAUAUGGAGGCUGAAACCGUUGAGGUGCAGCCAAUCACCUUACAGCCUGAAGUGCUGGCUCGAAUUUCGCCGGAACUCUCAUUCCAGAGGCAUCUUUCAUUGGGAUUUAGGCCAUCAUUGAGAGGAUUUGAAGAGUUUAGAGACGUUGAGUUGGAAAAAGACAGUCUUUCAAGAUACUCUACUCAUUCAGAUAAUAAUGUUAUUGGUUCUUCGGUGGUGAGAAGUGGAGAUAUGUUUUGUAUAACGAAAAUAACGGGUGGUAUCAUAGAAGAUUUCGAAGUAAAUGCUGAUGAUGAUUUCUUAACGAAAGCUCUGGGCGAAAAUAGUAAGAAUGACAUAUCGAGAUAUGCAAGUGUACAUCCUGUAGUGGAGGUAGAGCGUGGAAGAAUGGGUGCCUGUACAGAUGAGGAAAUGACAGUUUCUCAAAAAUUAUAUGACGGCGUAUUACAUUCAAGAUUGAUUCCUAAGAAAUCGUUAGCAGUUAACCCUGGUAUUCGUACCACUGAUGAAAAUGGAGAAAUCAGAGUCAUAUAUCCAGAUGAACAGAGUAAAGAGGACAAUAUCCUGACUAGAGACUUUCAAUCCAAUAAAAAAUGGUCUUACGUACUCUAUGCCAAGAUUCAAGUCUUUAGUCGUACAGGUCCCGUUUUUGACCUAUGUUGGAAUUCUUUAAUAUAUGCAAUAAGAUCAGUCAAAUUACCUAGAGCGUUCAUAGAUGAAAGAGCCGUUGAUUUGAAAAUGACUGUAAGGACUAAAGGCAGAAGCGCCACGAUAAAGGAAACUUACGAUAUAUUGUGUGAUCCUGAAAUGUGCUCUCCGUUAGAAUUGAACGAAGAGAAUAUUUCAUUUGCAUCAAAUUAUGGUAUUACCGACAUUGAUUUUGAAGCAUCUUUGGAUGUGGAUGAGGAGGAUGAAAACAUGGAGGUCAUGGAACCAAAGACCGUUCUAAUAGCAGAUAUAGACACUGAAUCGGAAGAAACUAGCAUAAAAUCUAUAAUUUCCAUCAUUGGAAAUGAGCGGGGCAAUCUCAAACACGUGAGCGUCAUUGGUGGUGGUUCAAAAGUUACACCUGAUAUGAUUAAGAGGGCACUUCUUUUGUCCAAGGAAAGAGCAAAAGAUUUAUCCACCAAAAUAUAA
Messenger RNA from Kazachstania africana CBS 2517, 1143 nucleotides. It is a transcript of the gene RRP43, whose product is annotated as exosome non-catalytic core subunit RRP43. NCBI's taxonomy places the organism in Eukaryota, Fungi, Ascomycota, Saccharomycetes, Saccharomycetales, Saccharomycetaceae. Bases 1 to 1143 code for a protein of 380 amino acids. The record is from RefSeq and is a predicted model, not a curated record. Gene Ontology annotation, biological process: nuclear polyadenylation-dependent mRNA catabolic process; nuclear mRNA surveillance; U1 snRNA 3'-end processing. The transcript has a single exon. Gene Ontology annotation, cellular component: nuclear exosome (RNase complex); cytoplasmic exosome (RNase complex).